Messenger RNA from Molossus molossus (Pallas's mastiff bat), 1134 nucleotides. It is a transcript of the gene PSPH, whose product is annotated as phosphoserine phosphatase. Gene Ontology annotation, molecular function: L-phosphoserine phosphatase activity; magnesium ion binding. The coding region runs from base 166 to 843 and encodes 225 amino acids. Gene Ontology annotation, cellular component: cytoplasm. The transcript is spliced from 6 exons. NCBI's taxonomy places the organism in Eukaryota, Metazoa, Chordata, Mammalia, Chiroptera, Molossidae. Gene Ontology annotation, biological process: dephosphorylation; L-serine biosynthetic process. The record is from RefSeq and is a predicted model, not a curated record.
AUCUGCACCAGUCCCCUCCCUUGGAACUGCGCGACUGAACUUCAGAGCCAGCCUCGGCCCUGCAGUCGGAAGGUUACGGCCGCGGGAGUCCUGGAGGCGGCGGCGGAGGCGGCGGCGGCGGCCCAGGAAGGAGCAGCAGCACCAGGGAGGAAAAUUCUUCUCAGGAUGGUCUCCCACUCGGAGCUGAGGAAACUCUUCUGCUCGGCAGACGCAGUGUGCUUUGAUGUUGAUAGCACCGUCAUCAGGGAAGAAGGAAUUGAUGAGCUGGCCAAAAUCUGUGGAGUUGCAGAUGCCGUGUCAGAAAUGACAAAGCGAGCCAUGGGCGGAGCAGUGCCUUUCAAGGCUGCCCUCACAGAGCGCUUAGCGCUGAUCCAGCCCUCCAGGGAACAGGUGCAAAGGCUCCUAGCAGAGCGCCCCCCACACCUGACUCCUGGCAUAAGGGAGCUAGUAAGUCGCCUACAAGAGCGAAAUGUUCAAGUUUUCCUAAUAUCUGGUGGCUUUAGGAGCAUCGUGGAGCACGUUGCUGCGAAGCUGAAUAUCCCGCCCACCAAUGUAUUUGCCAAUAGACUGAAAUUCUACUUUAAUGGUGAAUAUGCAGGUUUUGAUGAGAUGCAGCCGACAGCUGAAUCCGGUGGGAAAGGAAAAGUUAUUAAACUUUUAAAGGAAAAAUUUCACUUUAAGAAAAUUGUCAUGAUUGGAGAUGGGGCCACAGACAUGGAAGCCUGCCCUCCUGCUGAUGUUUUCAUUGGAUUUGGAGGAAACGUGAUCAGGCAGCAAGUAAAGGACAACGCGGAAUGGUACAUCACUGACUUUGUGGAGCUUCUGGGAGAGCUGGAAGAAUAAUCGAUUUUUCUGUAGUUCAUAACUUCAGAUGAAUUUUUGAAAGUGAUACAGUUUGAUACUGUUUGUUUACAGUUGCCUGUGAUAACUUAGUGGAUAAAUUUGGUACUGAUGAUCAGUACUUCCAAACUUUAGAAAGUUGCUUUUAAAAACGGUAGUUCCAGUGUUAUUAUGACCAUCAAUUACCUGGAGAGUUUUAUAAUCUGAAUUCUUUAUGUAUUUUCCUACUUUUAUUUUAUUUGAAGCUUUUUAAAGGUGGAGAGUAAAUUAAACACCUUCCCUAUUGAGAAUACG